UCAUAGUUUCCGUGGGCGCCAGUACAAGUCGAUGUUUCAUUGUGUUAUAUCGUGGUUUAUAAAUACGGAAGUCUGUGAGUUAAGUGUUUUAUUAUUUUGUAUACCGUUUAAAAACAUAAGCAUAAAAGUACAUGAUAUUAUUUUCUUAUAAGGUUGUCGGGUUCUCGCUCAAAGGCUGGCAGGUUCUGCUCGAGAGCGGCCAUGGCUGAGGUGGAGUUCAAAAUCAAUGGAGUCACACACAAAAUCUCCGGCGCGUACGGGCCGGAUGUGUCCCUGAACGAGUACAUCCGGUCGGUGCUGGACCUGCGCGGCACCAAGGCCAUGUGCCAGGAGGGCGGCUGCGGCGCCUGCGUCGUGGCGGUGGCGGCGCGGGACGCGGGCGAGCGCCGGGUCAUGGCGGUCAACUCCUGCCUAGUGUCCGUGUUAUCCUGCCACGGCUGGGAGGUGACCACGGUGGAGGGUCUAGGCAACCGCACUGACGGCUACCACGCCAUCCAGCAGAGACUGGCCAACUUCAACGGAACCCAGUGCGGGUAUUGUACCCCUGGAUGGGUCAUGAACAUGUAUAGCUUGUACGAAUCCAAGAAAGGGAAGCUAACAACAACAGAAAUCGAGAACUCCUUUGCCGGAAACCUCUGCCGCUGCACCGGCUACCGACCCAUCGCCGAUGCCUUCAAGACCUUCGCCACUGAUGCGGACCAGCGCCUGCUAGAUAAGGUCUGCGAUCUAGAAGACCUGGGCAUGUUCAAGGCAUGUGGAGUCAAAUGCUCCUACGGAAACUGCAAGCAUAAAGCCGAAAAGAAAACUGAUGCACUAGUCGGCAAGCUAAAUUUCAACAAGACACUUCCAGAACAAGAUGAGAAAGAAGAUUGGUGCGUUCUGGAGAAGAGUGAUAAUAAAAUGAUAGAGAUUGAUUGCGGAACGCACAAGUGGUUCAAAGCGUUUUCGUUGGCUGAUGUUUUUAAAGCCAUGGGUGAUGGUUCGGACUAUAAGUUGAUUGCAGGGAACACUGGGCAGGGUGUAUACCACGUCACGGAUUACCCACAAAGAGUGAUCGACAUAUCAAACGUGCAGGAAAUUAAAGGACAUUCGAUAGACGUGAACUUAAUAUUGGGAGGAGGUAUGGCUCUUUCUGACAUGAUGGAGCUUUUCAAGAAAUUGUCCGAAGAAAACGAAGACUUCUCGUACCUGAAGCAGUUUUAUGACCACAUGGAUUUGGUGGCGCAUGUUCCUGUGAGGAAUAUUGGUACGAUCGCCGGGAACCUGUGUCUGAAACACUCGCACAACGAGUUUCAGUCAGAUUUAUUCUUAUUGCUGGAAACUGUCCGCGCGAUGAUCACCGUAGCUAACGGCGAGCAUAGACAAAAGACGAUAUCAAUGAUGGAUUUUCUAAACACUGACAUGAGGGGUGUUAUUAUUAUAAACGUCAUGCUGCCGCCACUGUCGCAUUGCUGUGCAGUGAGAACUUACAAGAUAAUGCCGCGAUCGCAAAACUCGCAUGCGGCAGUCAACGCUGGCUUCCUCUUCAAGUUCAACCAACAAACCAACUUAAUAGAACGAGCCAGCAUAGUCUUUGGCUCCAUCCACCCUAAGUUCAACCACGCGGUGAAAACCGAAGCAGCUUUAGUUGGCAAAGACUUAUAUACCGAUGCAACGUUGCAACUAGCGUUGAAGACUUUGAGUGAAGAGUUGGAUCCAGAAGAAGCUCCGCCUGAGCCUUCAGCUGAAUACAGGAAGAUGCUGGCCAUUGCGUUGUUUUAUAAGGCAAUCCUCUACCUCUGCCCAGACGACAGACUAGACAAGCGGUACAGAUCAGGAGGAGAUGUCAUCAAACGAGCCACCUCACAAGGAACCCAAUCAUUUGACACAGACAAAUCUGUAUGGCCGUUGACGCAACCAAUACCCAAGAUAGAAGCCUUAGUACAGUGUGCCGGAGAAUCGGUGUUUGCUAAUGAUAUGAAAACUGAUGUCAAUGAAGUUUUUGCAGCCUUCGUGACAGCUGAUGUACCUUCUGGAAGUGUUAUUGAAGGUUUUGAUACAACUGAGGCUCUUAAACUUCCAGGUGUCGUAGCAUUUUACUCGGCCAAAGAUAUACCCGGCAAAAACUCGUUUAUGCCAACCAAAGUCCCACUCGUCUCCGAAGACGAAGAGAUACUUUGCUCGAGCAAGGUUCUAUUCUUUGGUCAGCCAGCUGGUAUUAUAGUAGCUUCGAGAGAUAAAAUCGCAAUAAAAGCUGCUACUUUGGUUAAAAUCAAAUACGCAUCAAUCAGCAAGAAGAAGCCUCUAAUCUACAUUGAUGAUGUACUAAAUUCACCGGAGAGAGAGAGUAGAGUAACAAUAGACGCGACAAUUAAACCUGAAGAAGAAGGUCAUGAUGUAAAUUGUGUGGUCUACGGUGAUUACAAGGUUGAGUCCCAGUAUCAUUAUACGAUGGAAACUCAGACUUGUGUCACUAGACAUACAGAGGAUGGAUUAGAAGUCUAUGCGGCUACUCAGUGGCUGGAUGCUUGUAAUAUUGCCAUUGCAGAGUGUUUGAAAAUUCCCGUGAACAGCAUAAACGUAAUAGUCCGGCGGGUGGGCGGCGGCUACGGCGGCAAGAUCAGCCGCGCGGCGCAGGUCGCGUGCGCGUCGGCGCUGGCGGCGCGGCUGCAGGGCAGGACCUGCCGCUUUGUGCUGCCACUCAUGACGAACAUGAAGUGCAUUGGGAAACGGUGCUCGGCUUGCUAUAAGUUUGAGGCCGGCGUAAACAAAGACGGCGAGAUCCAGUACCUCAAAAACUGGUUCUACCAAGACCUGGGCGCGUCCAAGAACGAGGCCAUCAACCAGAUGACCAUCCACCACUUCUACAGCUGCUACAACCGCAAGAGGUGGUUCGUCGAGGCAGGUAGCGCCUUCACCGACACUCCUUCUACCACUUGGUGUAGGGCUCCAGGUUCCGCCGAAGGGAUAGCUAUGAUUGAAUACGCUAUGGAAAGAAUAGCAUACAAUCUCAAAUUAGACCCGAUGGAAGUACGACUCAAAAAUAUGGCCAAAGAAAAUAAUCCUCUACCUGAUAUAAUUGACCAAUUGAAACGAGACUCGGACUACGAAGACAGAAUGGAGAAUGUCAAAACAUUUAAUGAAAACAAUAGAUGGAGGAAACGUGCAAUGAAGAUACUUCCGAUGACUUACAAUCUAUUUUACUUCGGAAACUUUAAUUCAUUGAUAUCCAUAUACCACCGUGAUGGGACCAUAACGAUCACUCAUGGAGGAGUGGAAAUGGGUCAAGGAAUGAACACAAAAGUGGCUCAAGUCUGCGCAUACAUGCUGGGAGCACCGCUUGAGAAAAUAAGCAUCAAACCUACCAGUUCAUUCACCUCUCCCAACGCCAUGGUAACGGGAGGAAGCGUAGGCAGUGAAAGCGUAUCAUAUGCGACAAUUAAAGCGUGUGAGAUUCUCCUCAAAAGAAUGGAACCCUUUAAAUCCAAAGUGACUAAACUCUCAUGGGAAGAAAUGGUAGAGAAAAUGUAUCUGGCCGGAAUAGAUUUGCAGGCGUCUUACAUGUAUUCUAUGAACGAUGGGCUGAAAGGCUACGACAUAUAUGCAGCUGCUAUUCUUGAAAUCGAAGUCGAUAUCUUGACGGGGAAUCAUGACGUAAGAAGAGUAGAUAUAGUCGAAGACACAGGGAAAAGUUUGAGUCCUGAAAUCGAUAUUGGACAGAUAGAAGGAGCGUUCGUGAUGGGUCUGGGCUACUGGACGUCGGAGAAGCUGGUGUACGACCGCAGCAGUGGGGAACUGCUGACCACCAGGACCUGGAACUACAAGCCUCCAGGACUGAAGGAUAUCCCCGCAGACAUGAGGAUACACUUCCGAAGGAACUCCAGCAAUCCCAGUGGGGUUCUCAAUUCUAAAGCGACAGGCGAGCCAGCGCUGUGCCUGGCGGUGGUGGUGACCCACGCCCUGCGCGAGGCGGUGCGAGCGGCGCGGCUCGAGGCCGGAUAUGAUGACCAGUGGGUCGAUAUACCCAACCCGUGUACUAUGGAAAACAUCUUCUUGGCGGUCGGACACAAGAUAGAACAUUUCAAGCUGAACAUACCUAAGCAUAAUUUAAUUUAUUCAAGACAAUUCAGUGCCAUGCGAGCGCCCACACCACGUCACAUGAAGCUACCGAAGCAUCUCAAGUUCGCGGCGGGCGCGGGCGGCGCCUUCCUGUUCGGGAUCCUAUUCGGAUGGGUCAUGUUCCCAGCGAUACUGAAGGGGCAACUGAAGAAGGAAAUGGCCCUUUCAAAGAAGACGGAUGUACGCAAGAUGUGGGAAACUAUACCCUUUGCCCUCAACUUUAAGGUCUACCUUUACAACUACACCAAUCCUGAAGAAGUUCAGAAGGGAGGCGUGCCCAUCAUCAAGGAAGUCGGUCCCUAUCAUUUCGAUGAAUGGAAGGAGAAGGUCGAGAUCGAGGACCACGAGGAGGACGACACCAUCACGUACAAGAAGCGGGACACCUUCUACUUCAACCAAGAGAAGUCGGGCCCUGGGCUGACGGGGGAAGAGGUCAUCACCAUGCCACACGUCUUCAUGCUGGCAAUGGCCACAGUGGUCUCCCGAGAGAAGCCGGCCAUGAUGAACAUGAUCGGGAAGGCCAUCAACGGGAUCUUCGACAACCCCGCCGAUGUCUUCAUCAGGGUCAAGGCUCUGGACAUCAUGUUCCGAGGCACCAUGAUCAAUUGCGCCAGGACCGAGUUUGCUCCGAAGGCUGUGUGCACGGCGCUGAAGAAGGAAGCUGUUAAUGGACUUGUGAUGGAGCCUAAUAAUCAGUUUAGGUUCUCUUUGUUUGGGUCGCGCAACGGCACCAUCGACCCGCACGUGGUGACGGUGAAGCGCGGCAUCAAGAACGUUAUGGACGUGGGCCAGGUGGUGGCCAUCGACGGCAAGCCGCAACAAGACGUGUGGCGGGACCACUGCAACGAGUACCAGGGCACCGACGGGACCGUGUUCCCGCCUUUCCUGACCGAACAUGAUCGGCUGCAGUCGUUUUCUGGAGAUCUGUGCAGGUCCUUCAAACCGUGGUACCAAAAGAAGUCCUUCUACCGAGGCAUAACCACCCACCGCUACAUCGCCAACAUCGGGGACUUCGCCAACGACCCUGAGCUGAACUGCUUCUGCGACGGACCCUGCCCUCCGAAGGGUCUGAUGGACCUGAUGAAGUGCAUGAAGGCUCCCAUGUACGCGUCCAUGCCACAUUUCCUGGAUAGUGAUCCGGAGCUACUGAAGAAUGUCAAAGGACUGAACCCUGAUGUAAAUGAGCAUGGCAUUGAGAUUGAUUUUGAACCGAUCAGUGGAACCCCGAUGGUGGCCAACCAGCGCGUGCAAUUCAACAUGCAGCUGUUAAAGCACGACAAGGUGGAACUCCUCAACAAUCUACCCGACACCAUCGUGCCACUGUUCUGGAUCGAUGAAGGUCUCGCCUUAAACAAGACCUUCGUGAAUAUGCUGAAGUUCCAGCUGUUCUACCCGAAGAAGGCGGUGGGGGUGAUCAAGUGGCUGCUGGUCACGUUCGGGGGAUUCGGUCUCAUCGGAUGCACCAUCUACCACUACAAAGACCGCAUAAUGAGUUUCGCAUCCAGCCCCGGCUCUGCAGCAGUGACGAAGGUCAAGCCUGAAGAAGUGGAACAGAAGGAUGUCAGCGUCAUCGGACAACCCCAGGAGCCGGCCAAAAUCAACAUGUAAUCGAUUGUUCGGCGACUCCUCAAGGUCUAUGUUGUUUGGAGUCGCCAGGCCAGAGUGGGGUAUACUGGGGUGGCGACCAAGUUUUUUGUUUACACUGUAAGGAAGGCUCGGCAAAGGAUGUGAAUGUGAGACUGAUAGCUGAGUGGGUAUUAUUUAUGAGCGUAGGUCAAUCUUAUUUUCGAUUCGAAGUCCUGGAUGCGUCAUAACAUAAUUUUUCAUAUUAGUAGGUUGCUUGUUAGUUAAAUAAAAUUUGAUUAAUUU
Molecule: messenger RNA, 5967 nt
Organism: Plutella xylostella (diamondback moth)
Lineage: Eukaryota; Metazoa; Arthropoda; Insecta; Lepidoptera; Plutellidae
Gene: Aox2
Product: aldehyde oxidase 2
Molecular function (GO): iron ion binding; oxidoreductase activity; FAD binding
Source: RefSeq, a predicted model, not a curated record